Suillus fuscotomentosus is the source of this 1541-nucleotide messenger RNA. RefSeq lists its product as uncharacterized. The transcript has 3 exons. The coding region runs from base 119 to 1390 and encodes 423 amino acids. Gene Ontology annotation, cellular component: nucleus. NCBI's taxonomy places the organism in Eukaryota, Fungi, Basidiomycota, Agaricomycetes, Boletales, Suillaceae. Gene Ontology annotation, biological process: regulation of transcription by RNA polymerase II. The record is from RefSeq and is a predicted model, not a curated record. Gene Ontology annotation, molecular function: RNA polymerase II cis-regulatory region sequence-specific DNA binding; DNA-binding transcription factor activity, RNA polymerase II-specific.
UAUUGCGCUGAGCGUACGCAUAUAAGAGUGGUCAUAAUCCUUGACCUCAUAAUGUUCAUUACUCUCAACUGGUGUUGAGAUCCCUUUUACAGUCCAAAAGCAAGGUUUUUUUAAUACAAUGGAUUAUGACGUUUCUAACAGCAGGCACAUGAUCAACUCUUAUCCUGUCCAUUUGGGCCCUGGUCCUUUGAACUAUCCACAGCACUUUGUAUUUUCCCAGUCCCCCGUUUUCAGUGAUAUCUCCCUUCCUUUGGAUGAUUUGUGUCGUUCCCAAUCAGCACCUCCGUGCCUGGAGCAAGGAAAUAAUUUAUUCAACUCACCCCUCUCCAUCCCUCAGCUAUUUUCUAAUUGCGACGUGUUCUCAUUGGCUGCUUCGACACAUGGUGGGGUUCAUUCUUCGUCAAAGGAACAUAUCCCUCGCCCACCGAACGCAUUCAUGCUCUACCGUUCACACAUGCUCAAGAGCCGGGGAAAUGCUGACCCUGAGAAGCGUCAGCAGAAUCUCAGCCGCAUCGCAGGGCAGCUUUGGAGAGCUAUGAGCAAAGAAGACAGAGCUGUGUGGCAUAAGAAGGCAGCGGAAGUCCAAGCUGCACACUGUGCGAAAUAUCCUGGCUACAAAUUCAAGCCCAACCGCAAGAGCGCUAAGUCGGCCAAGACUUUUCAAAGCGGCGCUUACUACUCGAAGCCUACUGAACAAGUCUGUGCGGAGUCAUCCAUAGGCCCAGUGCGACGUGUUCGCUCGUCCAGGGUCCGCCCUCAGGGUGUUACGCGUGAUGCUCUCCUCGGUGCAUUAAAAAAGCAGUUUCCAUCAGCUUUCUCAUCCCCUACUGGGCUCUCCCCUUUACAUUUUCCACCUUUCCUUCCAACCUUUUCUUUACCAGAGGCAAUGUGUGUUAACGAGCAGCCGAACGCCACUCUGUCCCUUCCUCAGUCUCAGUGCACGAAUGCGCUUGGCUUGGAAUUGAGUUCAUCACAGCCAUUGCAGCCUACUACGCCAAGAUCAGGACUAGCUGAAAUGCUCUCCGGUUUAGAUCUUGACGCCACGCCAACUGCAACAACCUUCCAACGGAACGGCGACAUAUCCGAGUCUGAUGCUUCUAUGUCCCAAGAUGACAUAUUCCUUGGAAUGGAACAACUGCGUCUUCCCCACAAUUCAAUGGAUUAUGAUGUAAAUGGUCUGUCUCCACUACUUCACGGAUCGAUGGACGGAUAUCAGUCGUCAGGCCAAUCCUUUUCGUGUUCGGACGCUUUCAGCGGGGCUCCAACAUGCACCUCCGAUUCAAUGUUCUCCGACUUUAUGUGUGAUUUCUCAAUGCCACUUGACCACGAAAGGGAUGAAUGGAGCAACACCUCGUGGAUGCUUAACAUGGACAAGAACUCAAAUAUUUAGAGGGUUUGCAAACACUCAUUUUUUCCCCUCCCAUUUUUUUUCAAGCAUUCAUAUAGCCAUUAUCGUCACGUCCCUUCUUUGUAGCUUAACACUAAUCGCUGUAUUCGUAGUAUGCCACGUUCGAUGUAUCAAUAGAACUUUUUCUCAAUUC